AUGACGGUCUUCAUCGCAUCUUUGUUCCUCCCUUACACUAUUGAUUUCCAAGUGACGGAGCCCAAGCAUGGACAGCACGGGUCCAUCUCUAGCUAUGCAAAUGUCGAUGGUCCUGGAUCUAUUGUUGGGCGGCUGUCGGAUCAUCGUCUCAUGGACUGUCUCCCGCUAACACCCGGGGUCACGACAGAAGAUGAGAUGGUGUUGAGGGGAUAUACUUGGCAAGUAGAAGAUGAGAUUCCGAUUGCCAAUGAUCGAUUAUGGCACGGCCCUAGUGAGCCUCGUACUAUUCACUGGGGACACAGCCGGAGAUUUAAUCAGCCGCCUUCCCAAGCGACAGAUCCUCCAACACCGUCCAUUUUGAGUAGUCGCAGCCCAGCUCAGGGACCGAAAAAGGAGUGGUAUUUGGACGGAUCCCAGGAUCAAUUGAGCAUGAAAUACCAGGGUAGCACGCGAGUCUCGCUCUCCGAUACUGACUGGGUUGUCAAGGCCGCUGAACAAGGCCAUGGAGGUCUGCAAAAUGCCAUACACGCCGCUGAAAGGUCGAGCUUGCUUAAGGACAGAAUUUGGGUGGGCACUCUGGGCAUGCCUACUGACUCAUUGACAGAUCUUACCAGGACAGACAUCGCUGUGACCCUCCAGGAUGCGUAUGAUUCGUUGACUGUGUUUGUGAGUGACAACGAGUUUGAUGGUCAUUACACCCAUUUCUGUCGCACGGUCCUUUGGCCAGCCCUCCAUUAUCAGAUGCAAGAAAGUCCUCGGCACACUGAGUACAACGGUUACUCUUGGGUCCAAUACCUCAAGCUCAACAAGGCAUUUGCAGAAACAAUCAUCAAGCACUGGAAGCCAGGCGAUAGAAUCUGGGUUCAUGACUAUCACCUUCUGGUUCUUCCUGGCCUUCUGAGGGAAAGACUACCCCAGGCCGAGAUUGGGCUUUUCUUGCAUACCCCGUUUCCUUCCUCUGAAAUCUUUCGUUGUUUGAAUCCACGCGAAGAACUUUUAGAUGGGCUUCUGGGAGCCGAUUUGAUUGGAUUUCAGACAGAGGAAUAUUGCAACCACUUUCUUCACUCCUGUAGCCGGCUGAGGAGGCUGGAGAUCUCUGCAAAUCAGGUUCACCUCAACGAUCGAUACAUUAGUGUUGUGAAUUCUCCCAUGGGUAUUGACCCCAUGUCACUUUAUAUAUUACGCCAAUCCACCGAGGUCAAGGGUUGGAUUCGCAGCAUCGGUCAUAAAUACCAAGGGAAACACCUCAUGGUAGCGCGAGACCGAUUGGAUGCACCCGGAGGAAUCAAGCAGAAGCUUCUGGCAUAUGAGUUGUUUCUCAAGACCUAUCCAGAAUGGAGGGAGCGGGUGGUUCUAGUCCAAGUAAUGUCAUCUGCAUCUGAGACCCCAGAGCUGGAGGUACAGAUCUCAAAGAUCGCAAUGAGAAUCAAUGCAACCUAUUCAACCAUCACUCACCAGCCCUUAGUCCUGGUUCGGCAAGACAUCAGCCACUUUCAAUUCAUCGCCCUCUUAAGUGUUGCACAUGUCUUCAUGGCUACCAAUCUGCGUGAGGGUAUGAACUUGACCAGCCAUGAUUUUAUCCACUGCCAAGAUGGACAGCUUACCUCCCAGAAACAUGGAUCCCUAAUCCUCAGCGAGUUCGUGGGUAGUGCAUCCAUCUUUCGAGGUUAUAAGCUUCUCGUCAAUCCGUGGGAUUACAAACAGUGUGCCGAUGCGAUCAAAUCUGCACUCGAGAUGUCCCCUACGGAGCGGAAAUUCAACUGGAAUUUCCUGCUCAAUUGCAAAUCUCCCUAUACUGCUCUCAAAUGGCACACGGGGUUACAAGACGCUCUUACUAAAGCCCACGAAAUACAACAAAUCCGACAGACAAAUAACCUCUCUCGGCUUUCACCCGAUGACCUGAGAAAGGCAUACCUCGCCGCCAGAGCACGGAUGUUUUUCUUAGAAGACAGCGCAAUCUUCGGUCCAGCUUUCGGCAUGGAAGAGUCCAUCCCCUCAAUAGAAGCCUGUGAGACUCUACAAACACUCGCAAACGACCCCAAAAACAUCCUGUACAUGAUCAGCAAUCGGAGCAUCGAGCAGCUCCAAGAAGCACUCAAAAAACUCCCCUACAGGCUCGGUUUCAUAGUCGAAAACGGAUGUUUUCUACGAAACCCCGAAUCAGCUCAAUGGAUUCCAUUUGUGCCCGAAAGCUCCAUGAAAUGGUGUGCGGGAAUCAAAAAGAUCAUGGAACAUUUCCACGAGCGAACAGAGGGCAGCCGAAUCGAGGAGCGCCGCUGCUCCCUAACAUUUCACUACGAUGGUGCGCUCGACCGCGAAGUAGCCGCUUGCCACGCCUCCGAGUUAGCCUAUCAAAUCAACGGUGAUCGCGGGCGUGCGGAUUUCCACGUUGUCCGCGAGGCAACUUCUGUGAAGUUUGAACCGCCACACGCUGCUUUUGGAAAUGGGAGAGCUGCCACCUACAUUCUAGACCAUCUCCCCAACGCCAGAUAUCCCGAAUUUCUAUUCGCAGCCGGUGGUUCCCGUAGUGGCGACACGCUGUUUCGGUGGGCAAAUGAGUUGGCUGUUGCUCCUGUCGCAUCUCGGGUUUCAAAGUCUGAGCUUGGGAAAACACUCCAUGUCACCACCGUGACGACUAGCACACAUGCUACCGAGGCGAGAUCGGUGGUGCCAUCUGAUUGUUCGCUUUUGGAUGUUCUAGAUGAAUUGUCGAAUUUUACGUCGAGGGAGGAGGGGACGAAGUGA
This is a messenger RNA of Penicillium digitatum Pd1, 2745 nucleotides long. NCBI's taxonomy places the organism in Eukaryota, Fungi, Ascomycota, Eurotiomycetes, Eurotiales, Aspergillaceae. The record is from RefSeq and is a predicted model, not a curated record.